CUCGAUCGAUCUGGCAUCUCAUUUCAUCGUGUCCCCAAUUCGAUCUCAAGUCAAGUUUCCAUGGGAGGCCACCAAGGUUCCAGCACAGAACGCUUCUCCUCCGCCACAUGGUUCUCCCAGUUGUGUGCGUCAGCUCGCCGAUUUAAAUCAUUGGCUCCUCCGUCCUUGGAGACUGCCGUUCGCUCCACCUCCGGCGACUCUUUAGUUCGUCGCCUCGGCCUCUUCGACCUCAUACUGUUGGGUAUCGGCGCUUCCAUCGGCGCCGGCGUCUUCGUAGUAACGGGAACCGUCGCUCGAGAUGCUGGACCCGGAGUGACGAUCAGCUUCUUGCUAGCGGGAGCAUCGUGCGUGUUGAACGCCCUCUGUUACGCAGAACUUGCAUCUCGUUUCCCUGCUGUUGUUGGGGGAGCUUACAUGUACUCGUAUUCAGCUUUCAACGAGAUCACCGCUUUUCUCGUUUUCGUUCAGCUCAUGCUUGACUAUCAUAUUGGGGCGGCUAGUAUCUCUCGUAGCUUGGCAAGCUAUGCGGUUGCUCUCCUUGAGCUUUUUCCAGCUUUCAAGGGCUGUAUUCCUCUCUGGAUUGGAAGCGGCCAAGAGUUGUUCGGAGGCUUUCUCUCUUUCAAUAUUUUGGCUCCCAUUUUACUUGCGCUCCUCACCCUUGUUCUAUGCCAGGGUGUCCGAGAAUCUUCCGCUGUAAACUCCGUUAUGACUGCUACCAAGGUCGUUAUCGUUCUCGUUGUUAUUUGUGCCGGAGCUUUUGAUAUUGAUGUAGCAAAUUGGUCCCCUUUCGCUCCUAAUGGUUUUAAAGCUGUACUCACUGGAGCUACUGUAGUCUUCUUUUCUUAUGUUGGAUUUGACGCUGUUGCUAAUUCUGCUGAAGAAUCCAACAACCCUCAGCGCGACCUCCCAAUCGGAAUUAUGGGGAGCCUUCUGGUAUGUAUCUCGUUGUAUAUUGGCGUCUGUUUAGUGCUCACUGGGAUGGUCCCUUUUAGUCUCCUCAGCGAAGAUGCUCCUUUAGCCGAAGCCUUUUCAUCCAAGGGUAUGAAGUUCGUCUCUAUCUUAAUCAGUAUUGGUGCUGUUGCUGGACUCACAACUACCCUGCUUGUUGGUCUUUACGUUCAGUCCAGGUUAUAUCUGGGACUAGGAAGGGAUGGUCUAUUGCCCUCAUUCUUUUCCAGAAUACACCCAACUCUUCAUACACCUCUUCAUUCUCAAAUCUGGUGUGGCAUUGUUGCUGCCGUUUUAGCUGGCAUAUUUAAUGUACAUAGCCUUUCUCAUAUUCUGUCGGUUGGUACAUUGACUGGGUAUUCAGUAGUUGCAGCUUGUGUUGUAGCUUUGAGAUUGAACGAUAACAAAGAAAGGGAGUCGUCCAAUCGAUGGACAUCAAGUUGGCAUGAAGGCGUCAUUUGCCUUGUUAUAAUUGCAUGCAGUGGUUUUGGUGCUGGCGUAUUUUACCGUUUUAGUGCUUCAGUUAUAUUUCUUCUUCUCUCAGUAGGUGUGGCAGUUAGUGCUUCAGCAGUUCUCCAUUAUCGUCGACUUUUCGCUUCCACAGGCUUAUGCUCAGUCUCUUGGUUCGGGGUUUUGCUGUCCUGGUGUGCCCAUUGUGCCAUGCGUCUGCAUUUUCUUUAACAUCUUCUUAUUUGCGCAGUUGCAUUAUGAAGCAUGGAUAAGAUUUGUUGUUGUGAGUGUGCUUGCAACUGCCGUUUAUGCCUUGUAUGGACAGUACCAUGCCGAUGCAAGCACCUUGAUUUAUCAGAGGGCACCUGAAAGUGAAAGUGACUCUGAGUAAAAGCUUAGAGUGUUUGCUUCGACUACGCGAAUCCUCUAUUGAGUAGGUGAUUUACUGCGCUGUGUGAGAGACAAAAACAGUGUGCAAGAUUGAAUGGGAUUAGUGAUUCAGAUAUUGUAAAUUGAAAAAAAGUGAGGAUGCUCGUAAAAAUUCUGCAAGUUAAUAUAUGAAACCUUAUGUGUUUCAAUU
Brassica rapa (field mustard) is the source of this 1978-nucleotide messenger RNA. RefSeq names its product cationic amino acid transporter 9, chloroplastic. Gene Ontology annotation, cellular component: membrane. The record is from RefSeq and is a predicted model, not a curated record. Gene Ontology annotation, biological process: transmembrane transport; amino acid transport. Lineage: Eukaryota; Viridiplantae; Streptophyta; Magnoliopsida; Brassicales; Brassicaceae. Gene Ontology annotation, molecular function: amino acid transmembrane transporter activity.